AUGUAUUGGGAUUUAGUUGACUACUCAACAAAUCUCAAUUCUGCCUCUGUUCAAACCGGAAAACAUUAUCCAGAGGCCUUCUACACGGCCGCAUUUUGGCUCCAUCACAAUCACCCCAAGAUGCUAUUAUGCAAUGUUCCCUCUUUUGCCAGCUCCAGCUCGUUAGCUCGUUUGUGGGACCUUAUCGAGAUUCUCUACAGCCUUCUUCUACAACAAGGCCAAGACACUGCGGCGCAGAGGCUCCACCGUGACCCGGGCUAUAAGUUAUUACACGACCGCAUUAUGGAUCUCUUGGCGGAGCAGUUGAAGUCUGAUAUUGACAAAUUGAAGCAGCACGGGCUAAGGAUGGAAUUGGAAUUGAAGCCGCCAUCCGAAGAUGAUGAUAAAGAAGAUUGUACUACUCUUUUUGCUACCUGGGCUGCAGUCUGUUGCACUCCCAACAACAGCGAAGACAACCACACCAGACGCGCCGUUUUGCUGUUUGAAAGCCUUGGGAGUAGACUUUUCCCACCAGAGUCCGAUCAAUCAGAAGAGUGGGAACUCCUUAGAACGGAGUUUUUAAAGCCCUUGGACGAGCAUCAUCGACGCAUGUAUUUCAUUCGGAAGCCCUGUGUGGUUAAGAAGUAUUUGGAGGUGGUGAAAGCAGGUGGCAGCAGCAUCAUAAAGCCGAAUGCAUUGCUUCCAAAUGAUAUCAUAAGAUAUGUAAAAGAUAAGGAUGUCGGUGAAGCAGCUGAGCUUCAGUGGAAGGCAAUGGUGGAGGACAUGUACCUAAAGCAAAAGCAAGGGAAGGAGGGUUCGGGCAAAUUUAAAAACUGCUUGGCAGUUUGUAACAUCACUGAUUUCAUGGGCGUACCAAUAAUAGAAUUGGCGGCGAGCUUGGGAAUUUUGGUGUCUGAACUGACUGAAGAGUCGGCAUGGAAACAAAAGGUGAUCAGUCUUGGUCCAUUACCCGAUGAGCUGCCACUGCUGCAUUCCUUACAAGGCGGUGAUCUCAAGUCCAAGUACGAGUUCAUGAUGAGGACAUGCAUCAGCAAGCACAACCAGGGUGUUGAUUUUCAGAAGGUGUGUGAUUUGAUUCUGGAAGUGGCUGUGAAUGAGAAAUUGAAGGCAGAGCAGAUGAUCAAGAAGGUGUUUGUGUUCACAGACCACAUAAGAUUUGGCUGCUGCAGCACAUCCUGGAAGACUCUGUAUGUGUGGCUCCACAUAAGACUUUAA
Molecule: messenger RNA, 1215 nt
Organism: Prunus avium (sweet cherry)
Lineage: Eukaryota; Viridiplantae; Streptophyta; Magnoliopsida; Rosales; Rosaceae
Source: RefSeq, a predicted model, not a curated record